This is a messenger RNA of Orbicella faveolata, 3959 nucleotides long. RefSeq lists its product as uncharacterized. The record is from RefSeq and is a predicted model, not a curated record. NCBI's taxonomy places the organism in Eukaryota, Metazoa, Cnidaria, Anthozoa, Scleractinia, Merulinidae.
CAGAAAUUCCAUACAGCAUGGCUGCCAAGCAUGCGCAGGGGGCACACAUGUGGAUUUAAAUAUGGCGGCCGAACAUAGAGAGAGUGUGGAGAGUAAUGUAAACUUUGCCAGUUUUUGCUAAUGUUGCCUAAAACACAGCUUUCCCCAGCUUAAAAAUGCGAAACACAAUGUAUAAACAACAGUUUAUUCGAACAACAUGCGAUGAUAAAAUUGUUUUAGUCGGUGCCUUUUACUGGUACGUAACCUCAGAAAUAAGCGUACCUUUCUCCCAUAAGUCUCUGUAAAUGGUGGUUACCUUCAUAUUUUCUUAAGCUCUUGAUGCAAAGAUCGUCGUACCGACACAUUUCCCCAGCAUUGCAUUCGAAAGAUAAGAUGAAAAGCUCGCCAAUUAAGAUAUCUUCUCCCAUAUAAACAGCAGCUAAGGCAGUGCCAUUUCAAGAUAAAAAGUGCUAUUUUCUGUAAAUGUCAUCAACGAAGUGAGAGCCAUUACACUGAGGCAAGAAUGGCCGUUGCUCCUGUCUGUUUUCGUUCUCUUCGACAGCCAUUUUGUUUUUCCUCGUUUCCUUGGUCAGUGGUGUUCCCUCUUGCAAUAGGAAAGCCGCUGAACAUGAGAACCGGCAGGAUUUGGAAAAAAGCGGGAAGAUUGCGGGAAAAUCUUGGGAAAAUAAAAUAUUUAUAAAUGCCAUGUCUGAACUACCACCAAAUAAAUCAUUUCAACCUUGGAAAAUCGAUAUUGUAGAUAAAUCUUUGCAAUAUGCAAGAAACAUAGCAACAAGAAAGGUAGCCUUAACAAUUUCUUUGGCAUAUUCAACCAUUAAAGAGUGGUAUUAUCUUGUGAGGGAGCAAGAAAAGUUUCAAGCAGCGGGUCAAGAUGCUAAUUCCUCUCAUCAAGAAGGUGAGUAAUUUUGUCCUGAUAUUUACAACCUUGUAAACUUUUUGGUAUAUUUUCUUAACCUUCUCUGGUGAUUCCUUGAUAAGAAGGUAGGGGUGGUAGAGAGUGAAAGGGGAAGGGAAUAUCCAUAAGAUGAAAGAUACAAAGUAACAUAACAUAAAAAAAAAUAUAUAUAAUCAUCACCAACAUUUCAGCUGCAUAAAAUGUACUUCACGAGGCCUUAACAUGACCCUGAUGAAGGCCAGUCUAUCCAGCUAAAAAAAGGUGAUGUGAGAGCAAAAUACAUCAUUUGUGUCCUCAUUAUUUUGUGAUCUACCAUACACUUUAUUAUCAACAGGAUCUCCUUUUUUCAGUGGAUACUUUUUUUGUGGGUUCAAAUCUCACUCACCUUUAAUUUUCUUUUAAAUAUAUAUUCAGUAAAUAUGAUUAUUUACAGUGUAUAAAGCCAGGAUUCUCUUCUAUACUGUCCAUUGAUUGAUUGAUUUAUGCCUGAGAGUAUGUUUGUUUUUAUUGAUUAUUUUUUUAAAUUUUCUUUUAGAAACUACAAACAACUCUGAGAAUAUCAACUUCCUCUGGAACUAUAGAGGCCUCCAGGGAAUUCUAUAUACCAAAAGCAAUGGGAAGGCCAAGUUUUACUAUGUCAAUGAUGGAAGAAAGCUAAUGUUUCCAGAUUUAAUUGAUAUGUGUACACCAGCACAUGCAUUUGUAAUCAAAGAUGACAUGGGUACACGCCAAAAUGUCCAUGAGCAGUUUGCAAAAAGAGCAGCAAAUGUUCUAUCACUGUAUCGCACAAAUAAAGGUAAGAGAAACUGGGAGCAAUUGGAUGAGAAAACAUUGAAAUUUCAUUUACAUGAAGACCAAUUAGCUUCUUUUCAAGAGGUUGAAGAUGAGGUAGUUUCUCUACAAAAUGAUCUACAAGAAUGGAAAGCAGCACAUGCAAACCUGGAGGCAGAAAAAAAAAACCUUUUUGAUGAAAUGAAGGACACUAUCAACAGAAUGGGUAAGGAACUAUGUCAACUUCAAAAUACCAACAAUCAACUUCAAGAGUAUAUCAAAUGCCUUGAGAAAGAUGAAGGGUUUUCCUACAAUGGAAAAAAAAUUUCUGAGACUAAGAACAGACAGCGCACAUUGAAGGCUUUCCUGACUAGAGCUGAAACAGCUUUGUGGUUUUCACAAGCAUUUGGCCUUCAUGUUGAAUCACUUAGAGUUAAAGAGGCAGACACAGGGAAAACAUACGAAGUAAAUGUUGAAACCAAAGCACAAAAAUCAGGCGAAUGUUCAAAUCCUGUUACUAACAUAAACGAUUCCGACAUGGAAAAAGUUGAACAAAUUCUUUAUCUUCUUGAUAAAUUCUGUGUCAGUGAUGAAUUUUACCACGAAUUUAGCAUGAUUGAAAAUGGUCUUCCAAGAUCUUAUCUGAUUAAACAAUGCAGAAAUGAUCUGGACAAACUUUGUCAUGUGACACCUACUCCUGGAACAAAUGAAGGUGCACAAGUAUCAUUUGAAUCACUUCUCUUGCAGCAAAUUUCAGCUUUUAAAAAGGAAAAUCCAGAGUUUGAUUUUGGCAAUGAAACACUAAAAAUAAAAAUCAGUGGGGAUGGAGCUAAAAUGACACAGAAAUCUAAUUACAUUCUUCUCUCUUGUGCACUACUCCAGAAACAAGACGAAGUUAUGUCUGCCAAAGGAAAUCAUACCAUUGCAGUAGUCAAUGGUAGUGAAAAGUAUGAAACACUACAGGUAUCUUUCAAGACUACAUUUUCAGAAAUAAAUUCUCUGAUUGACAAAGGCACUAUUAGUGUUGAUGGUCAAGAAGUUAAGCUUGAGUUUUUCCUAGGAGGGGACUAUAAAUUUCUACUGACAGUCAUGGGACUUAAGGGGGCUACAUCUUUAUAUGCCUGCCUAUGGUGUAAAAUCCAUAAAGACAAAAGGUGGGAAACAGACAAGCAUUUCCAUCACUUUAAUUCACCACCAAUGAUGAGAACACUAUUGGAAAUUAAGGAGCUGGUGAAGAAAGGAAAAGGUGAUUACUGCUGUGUGAAGGAACCACUUUUGAACAUAGACCUUGACCAUGUCAUUGUAGAUGAGUUACACCUGCUGCUACGUGUAAUGGAUGUGAUGCUAGACAACAUUAUCACUGAAGUCAUUGACUGGGAUAAGAUUGAAGAUUUCGAAAAAUCAUCCAAAGAGCCUCAAGGCAUCCAUUUGAAAAAGCUCGUGAGUGAGAUCAGAUCCUAUGGUGUGGGUUUUGAUGUUUGGGAACUCCGAAAUCCAGCUGACAAUAAAGGCACUGGAAAGUAUGAAUUUACAAGUCUGUUUGGAAACGACAAGAAGAAAAUUCUCUCCUUGCUACCAGAAAAUCUCUGUAAAGUGCUGCAGCCAAAUACCUGCACUGAAAUAUCCAAGGUGUGGAGUGAUUUCAGAAGUUUGUAUGAAGACAUAAAUUCCUGGUCCUCAGACAAAUCUGUUGACACUUUUUGGCACAAGGCACAAAACUGGUUGGAGACCUUUAUUUCUCUCAGAGGAAAGAGAAUUGGCUAUGAAAGAAAGAGAAUUACUCCAUAUAUGCAUGUACUUUUUGCUCAUGUCCCUUAUUUCCUCCAUACACAUAAAUCUCUAAAAGUAUUCACUGGUCAAGGAGUUGAGAAAAACAAUGACUCAGCAAGGAAUGUAGUGCUUCGAAAAUCAAACCACUUUGACUCAGUUGGAGAUAUUCUUAGACUUGAAAACAGACAAUGGCUUCUAAGAGAAAGAGAAAGAGCAAGCAGAAAGUACACAAAACACAAUUCUCAAUACUGGGAGCAAGAAAUCAGUGUCAAGCGUGCGGGUAAAAAGAGACAACCUGAAGCAAACAUACCCAACAUGGAAAGCAACAACUCGCCAGACACAUCUACAUCACAAGUUCAGAAUGAACAACCCCAAGCAAGAAAUGGCACAGAUCAUGAAAGGCCGGGAAAUAAAAGAAAAAGGCAUAUAGACGAUGGGGGAAAAGGAAACAGAAAAGGGAAAGGAAAGGGUAAACAAACAAAACAGAAAAAAAAAAGAGUCUAGCCUGAGCAGCUACAAAGCA